AAGGACGGUCUAUAUCUCCAGCUAAAAAGGAAACAUGUCUUCUUCGUAUGUCGUUCCCAGUAAGAAACUCGGUCAAGAGGAGACCGUUGAACCCACCAUUCACCGCAUCCGUAUCACCCUCACCUCCCGUAACGUUGCCAGUCUUGAAAAGGUCUCCAACGAUUUGAUCCAGCGCUCUAAGGAGAAGAAGUUGAAGGUCAAAGGUCCCGUCCGCAUGCCUACCAAGAUCCUCAAGGUCACCACUCGUAAAACCCCUUGUGGUAACGGUUCCAAGACCUUUGAUACUUAUGAGAUGAAAAUCCACAAGCGUCUUAUCGAUCUCCACUCUCCCUCCGAGAUUGUCAAGCAGAUUACAUCCAUCUCUAUUGAGCCCGGAGUUGAGGUUGAAGUUACCAUCCAGAACGCUUAAAUGCGCUGGUAACCAAGUUUCGGCUGAAUCCUCAUUUUUGAGAGUUUGAAACCAGCGAAUUUUGAAAUUUCUGGAUCUGAAAUGAAUUGCUUCGUAAUGUUUUAUUCUCUCAAA
Messenger RNA from Batrachochytrium dendrobatidis JAM81, 523 nucleotides. RefSeq names its product ribosomal 40S subunit protein S20. Gene Ontology annotation, molecular function: structural constituent of ribosome. Lineage: Eukaryota; Fungi; Chytridiomycota; Chytridiomycetes; Rhizophydiales. Bases 35 to 409 code for a protein of 124 amino acids. Gene Ontology annotation, biological process: translation. The record is from RefSeq and is a predicted model, not a curated record. The transcript is spliced from 2 exons. Gene Ontology annotation, cellular component: cytosolic small ribosomal subunit; ribosome.